AUGAGUACAUUGGAAGAAAUUUUGUUUAAACAAAACCAAGUUAUGCGCUCGAUCGAACGUGCACUUACCAAUUAUAAAAAGCUGGGUCAAGCUAAAAUGACCCCAGCUACCACCCGGAACCGGAUGAGGAUGCUAAAAGAGGCAUACCAACAGUGCCAAGACCUGGACGCAAAAAUCGUCGCCAUGGCGGAUCUACAAGCCAGAUCAACUCUCCAGUACUUCGUCGACAACCAUUUCGAGAGAUGUGAGGAGUGCUAUCAGGAGUCCCUGGACUACAUGUCGGAGAUCCUGGAUCAGACUUCCUCGACCCAGGAGACAGCAUCCGAGAAAGGGAAUCUUCAACCAGUAAUCAAACCCCAGCAACCAUGUCACAUUUUGGGUCGAAAAUAUCCGUUGACAGAUUCUUGUACGAAGCAUUUGGAAAUUGGAAUAAAUAUAUUCGGCAACAAGUUUUAUCCCCAACUCAUAUUAUCGGACAACCGCAACAACCAGCUGGAGCUGAGCAUAGUUACGUUGUCACUGAUUGUAGCUGAAGCAGACAACGUGCACAGCUUCUUUGAAGAUGCAACAGAUACACGUGACAAUAUUAACUUUAACGAUGUAGGCGUUGAAUUUGGAGUGCUAUAUGGACUUGAAUUGGCCGAUACAGACCCCAUGAGCUCAGAUCCGAUCGAUAUUGUUAUCGGUGCGGACUUGUUCGGUCAAUUAUUAUUGGACGGAGUUCGGAAAGGUUCUACAAGUGAACCGAUCGCGCAAAAUACGCACCUGGGAUGGAUCCUAUCUGGUCCUACGUCCACUCAUCCUCUUCCUUUCUUUAUAGAUGUCCAUCACGCUACGUUGUUAGAAAAUCUCGAUGCAGAUCUUCGCCGCUUCUGGGAAGUGGAAAAUAUCCCAACUCAAUCAGUGCUCUCACCUGAGGAAGAAAAAUGUGAAUUACACUUUCAAUCCUCUCAUACUCGUACGUCGGAAGGGCGUUACAUAGUUCGACUCCCGUUCAAGAGCGAACCCCCUAUAGAUUUAGGCGAAUCUCGUUUUGCCGCGAUGAAAAGUCUUCUCUCUCUUGAAAGACGCUUUAAAAGCGACCAAGUAAAUACCGAAACUUAUAAAGAAUUCCUCUCAGAAUACGAAGCCUUAGGCCACAUGGAAAGGGUUCCAACAGUUCCGGUUCAAACAACCAACCAAAUUUAUUAUAUUCCUCAUCACGCAGUUCUUCGUGAAAGUAGUUCGACAACUCGUCUUCGCGUCGUAUUUAACGCUUCCCGCCGAACUUCAAACGGCACUUCUCUAAAUGAUCAUCUUUUAACUGGACCCAAGCUCCAAACCGAUCUAAUUGCAAUUCUCCUCCGGUGGAGAGGAUUCCGUUUUGUACAUACCACAGACAUCGAGAAAAUGUACCGUCAGAUUUUAGUUGAUGCACGAGAUACAGAUUUUCAACGCAUUUUAUGGCGUCCCUCGUCACAACAGUUCGUUGAGGAGUAUCAACUACGUACCGUCACGUACGGCACUAAAUCAGCUCCUUAUCAAGCUCUUCGCGUUUUAAAUCAGCUGGCAGUGGACGAAGGUCAUCAAUAUCCUCUAGCUCUUCCAGUAUUAAAGGAUCAAACUUAUGUCGACGACUGUCUCUUCGGAGCAGACGACCAAGAUCUCUUGCGAACAAUCCGCGACCAGACCAUAAACCUGUUAAACAAAGGCGGCUUUCGGUUACGAAAAUGGGCCAGUAAUGAUCCAACUCUAUUAAUUGAUAUCGAUCCGCGCGAUCACGGUCUUGCGAAAAAUAAACUCCUUAAUAUCGAGGAGACCUGCUCAGUUUUAGGCUUAGAAUGGAAUCCAGUGCUCGAUCACUUUCAAUUUCGAGUUACCAUUUCUUCGAAUCUUGCCAAUACAAAACGAACAAUUUUCUCUCAAAUUGCAAAACUUUUCGACCUGAUGGGGUUGUUAACUCCAGUCGUUAUACCCGCGAAAAUGUUUAUGCAAAAAUUGUGGUCACUCCAAUAUGAUUGGGAUGACAUUCUUCCUAACGAUGUUCUCCUAGAAUGGCAAGAUUACUACACUCAUUUACCAGAUUUAAAUAAGAUCACGAUUCCUCGCAAAAUAGCCAAUGGCGUCGCGCUACAUCAGGAAAUCCACGGAUUCGCCGAUGCAUCCACUAAAGCCUACGCAGCUUCGGUUUAUAUACAAAGCGUCCUCCCAGAUGACAAUGUCUUCGUUGCGCUUCUCGUUGCAAAAUCACGAGUAGCUCCCGUUAAAACAUUAAGCGUACCGAGAUUAGAAUUAUGUGCAGCGGCAUUGUUGGCACGUCUUGUCGUUUUUGUGGAAAAUUCCUUGUCGCUCAUCCAUCACAAUGUCCACUGUUGGACUGAUUCAAGCAUCACUCUCGCUUGGCUUAGCCAACCUCCAACUCGUUGGAAGACUUUUGUCGCCAAUCGAGUUUCGAAAAUUGAGUCUCUUUUACCGAAAGCGCAGUGGCAUCAUGUUCCAACAAAUAGCAAUCCUGCUGAUUGUGCAACCCGCGGUCUAACGCCAUCGGAAUUAAAAUUCCAUUCCAUAUGGUGGUCAGGACCUUCAUGGUUAAAACAAGGCGAAGAACAUUGGCCAAAAUCCAAUAUCAGAAUAGUCGAUUCGCAUGAGGAGAAAAUUUGA
Molecule: messenger RNA, 2640 nt
Organism: Osmia bicornis bicornis
Lineage: Eukaryota; Metazoa; Arthropoda; Insecta; Hymenoptera; Megachilidae
Exons: 3
Coding region: 1-2640 (879 amino acids)
Source: RefSeq, a predicted model, not a curated record